CUUCGCCGCGGCGUCGCCGAAUCCUUUCAGAAAAAUCAAAAUCUCUCAAAUUACACGGAACCCCUCGCAGUUCUUCGGAACCCCCAAACCAAUCCCCCCACUCCGAUCCCCUCCCCUCUUCUUCCCCCAAAUCUCGCGCGCCGCGAAACCCUAGCACCCACCGCGAUCCGCUCGCCGGAGGGAGGAGGGGCCACCCGCAGGCGCCGAUGGAGGUGAAGCUGUGGAACGACAAGCGCGAGCGGGAGCUCCUGGAGAGCUACGCGGACCUGUACGCGAUCAUCAAGGCCACGGAGAAGCUGGAGCGGGCCUACGUCCGCGACCUCGUCUCCGCCGCCGACUACGAGGCGGAGUGCCUCAAGCUCAUCUCCCAGUUCAACUCCCUCUCCUCCUCGCUCGCCGGCGCCGUCACCGUCCCGCGCUUCGUCCAGGCGUACCGCCUCGACUGCCCCGCCGCGCUCAACCGCCUCCUGCAGUCCGGCGUCCCGGCCACCGUCGAGCUCCGCGCCGCGUCCAACUCCUCUGCGCCGACCGCCACCGCCGCCUCAGCCGCCGCCAUCGCGCACUGCGUGCAGACCUUCAUCACCGCCAUGGACGCCGUCAAGCUCAACAUGCUCGCCAACGACCAGGUCCGCCCGCUGCUGCAGGACGUCGCCACCUCCAUGGCCAGGCUCGGACCCCUGCUGCCGCCCGACUUCGAGGGGAAGGUCAAGGUCAACGAGUGGCUCGGCAAGCUGCAUAAGAUGGGCGCCGCGGAUGAGCUCACCGAGCAGCAGGCCAGGCAGCUCAACUUCGACCUCGACUCGGCGUACAGUGCCUUUUUGGCUGCGCUGCCUGCCAGCAUGUGACUGGGCAAGGAUAUGCCUGCUUCAUUCCUGUUUGGUUGGUUCCUUCUAUUUUGUUAUGCUUUUGACUGCGUGGAUCACUACUGUAGUUCCGUAGAUACAUGUACUUGUGGUCAUGCUAAUAUGCUAUAUUGCUGUUAAUCGACAUUGUGCGAGUGGCUUCCAUUUCAUUUUUAUACAGUAAAUAUGUUUACGGCUUGCCAUGCGUUUAUGCUACAAUAUGUGCAUAUGGCCUAUUCAAUUGAAUAUGUCUAUUCUGUGUAGAACAUAUGAAGCAAUAACUGUAAAUUAUAUUAUCUCCAAUCAUGUCAUUAUCUUUCCACUUUCAUGAAGCCACAAAUGAUCUAUUUGAAAUUGUGGAUAGAUGCAAUCGGUUCUGCUGCAUCUCUUUGGUCUAACAGCAAUGGAACUAAAAUUUUGUCUCCUGUUAUUAUAUAUCAUCACCUUUCUGUGCAAUCUGCUGAUUCUUGAUGAGAGGGGGGGUUAGUGAGUUUUUACAGACAUGACUGGUUUAGUGUUUAGUUGUUCAACAGUGGGCACAGUUAUGUUCAGUGCAUGCACUCAUCUUUACUAUUGCCCCGUACUGAUCUUGAUGGGAGUACAUUUUUUAGUGCCUAGGAGGAGGAUGUUAAUUUAUCGUAUUUUGGGAAUGCAUUCAAUGUAACUACUCAGAAUAGUUCCUGUAAAUUUUUGAAUUUCUUGUAUGUAUAUGUUAAGCUCUGUGCUUAUUAAAAUGGUUUUGUUGAUCUAGAGUGAUACUUGCAUUCUGAUUUCAUCACUGUGCUUUGUUCCACUUUCUGUUCUUCUGGACUUCCGUUGACUACCAUUCGUGAUUAGCACAUUUGGUGAUUGAUAUGAGGCUUCCUUUGGUGUUGUGGUAGCUCAUUUUAAUAGUUUUGGAUUUAAAAACAUUGCUUGGUUUCAGGCACAUUAGAAUCAUAAGGGAAAAUCUUGUGAUGUGUUUCACUUCGGAUCAGUAAUGAACUGCUGUAGAUGUGCAUUUUUCAUCAUGCUAUUUUGUUUGCCAAUGAUAAAGUUGCUGAUUUUAUACUGGAUUAACCUCUUGUCAUUGAGUUCUGGCAUACCAUUAUAUGCAUUGUCAUAUAGAAUUUGUGCCCAUGGACAAUAUGCUCACAUAUGCGUGUUAUGCUCACAUAUGCGUGUUCAUUUGGAUAUAUUUUCUGGCAUGUGGAUUUUAUGCAGCAGUAAGCAGACCUUUUUUUCUCGAAAGGGCAGGAGAGCUGCGCACCAAUAUAUUUAGAAGAAAGAUGGGGUAAGAACCCCAAGUGGUACAGUUUAGGGCCUGUACCAAACUCAAACAAAGGAUCCCUCAGCAGUAAGCGGAACUUAUUAGCUAUUUUGUUGUUUCCCGUAGGUCUCAUGAUCUUUCUACUCAUAAGAAUGGCCUAGUUGGAAUUGUGGAUACAUGUAAUUGGUCUUAUCGAUUCCUUGUUUGUUCUCAAAAUAUCUGAAUAAAUGAACAGUAAUUAAAAUAAAGAACAUGCAUAUAUCCUUGAUUCUAGUCCAAGCUGAGAUAUUGAAUUAUUCUUUGAAAUUCUCACAAACUUGCUUUGGUCAGAAAAAUUAUACCUUGGGUUGUAACUUGUACCUUGCAGUUUGCAACAUGAAUAUGAUAGCUUCUUAAGCUCUGUGGCAGUUCACCUAUAUGAUCGUUGGAUGUGAUAGAACCAAUUGGAAUUGUUCAUGUUCAAUAUAAACUUUGAGACCUGUCAUAUGGAAAUAUGAGGUAGACACUCGGCUCGUCAGUUUACUCUUUUUUUUUUGUGCGAAAGAGCUUAUCAGAUUACUUUGAACUAUGAGACUAAAAUAUGUCUUUAGAUGUCACUACUGUGCUCUGGUGUGCCUUUUGGGUACAUUGGAAAGUUGAGAGCAAAACAAUUGGUGCUUUGGCAUAAUUAUUGAUGUUUUGCUCUUUCGACGCGAUCAUUGGUGUUAGUAUGAUGUGCUAACAUCAGCUCUACCACGGUCAGGGACAAUUCCAGACUAAUGCAUUAUUCUGAUGAAGCACUGAAACUUCCUGUUAAAGCAAAUUGGAUUGGUCUCGUCGACUCGUGCGGAGCCCACAACUCUACUAAGCGAACCACCAUUUGGUUUCUGCCGAGUUUAACUUGGUCUAAAACAAUAGUUGCGAUCAUCAAUCACUGAGCUUAUCAACGAUGGUCAAGUCUUCAGCCCCCAUGGCUCAGCCAAGCUGCCCAGCAUACAGCACAGCCACUCAUUUUCCUGCUCCCAAAACGAAACAAGAGUUGGUGAAGGGAUUCGAGAUAUUUUGGUGCUCCACCAACCGUUGUGGGGAGCCGCCGUAGCUGACUGGCUGCCUGUUGAGUCGUCCUGCGUUUCAUUCCUCUUGCAGUACAGCGCUUGCUGCAGAGGCCAGUUCCACUGCUCCGGCAGCCUCGCAUCAUCCCUCUCCGUCGCUGGCUCCGGAUCUCUGCUUCCGGCACGCUUCAGUUUUUCCAUCCGUCAGGUUUCUGCUCCGACAAGAUCUGUGCCUUCGCCGGUAGUUCCCCCCUGUUCCCGUAGCAUAAGCAUCGUUACUGCUCGUCUUUUCCCUCACUGCUCCUUUCAUUCUCCAAAAAACACAGGGGGGAAAAAACGUGAAGCUGUAUUUCUCCUGCUUCUCAUGAUCUCAUCGUUUACCUUUUAAUCUAUUGCUUGCCUCUACUCUUCCAUUUUGUCAUAUAUUUUGUUCCCCACGUCAUCCCCCUAAAAAAGAAAAGUGAGAAAAAAAGUCUUGAGUUUUUGCUUGUUUGCCCUCGUUUCCCUGUUUAGUUCCUUCCAAAUAUCCCAAUACCUUCUGGUACUAUCAAUUCGUUUUAUUCUCUUCCUUCUCAUCUGCAAACACUUCCAUCCAAGAUCUCUUCACCUGGAAAGGUUUUCCCCAAUUCAUUUUGUUCUCUUCCUUUUCAUCUGUAAACGCUUUCGCCCAAGAUCUCUCACCUGCCAAAGCCGUGGAGACACAGACUAGUGCAGUUCCAUGGCGGACGUGGCACUGGCCGGUUUACGGUGGGCGGCUUCGCCUAUUAUCAACAAGCUCCUCGCUGACGCUUCGACCUACUUGGGCGUGGACAUGGCACGGGAGCUCCAAGAACUGGAGACCACCGUCCUGCCACACUUCGACCUGGUGAUCGAGGCCGCCGAGAAGAGCCCCCACAAGGAUAAGCUGAAGGCAUGGCUCCAGCGGCUCAAAGACGCCUUCUACGACGCCGAGGACCUGCUGGACGAGCACGAGUACAACCUCCUCAAACGCAAGGCGAAGAGCGGGGAUGAUUCCUCGGUGGGAGAUGAUGAUGAUGCCUCCUCCAUUAAAUCAACUAUUCUGAAGCCUUUUCGUGCCACAGCAAGCAGGGCACGUAAUCUGCUCCCUGAAAACAAGAGGCUAAUUCGCAAGCUGAAUGAGCUGAAGGACAUCCUGCUGAAAGCCAAGGGCUUCCGUGAGCUUCUUGGCUUACCAGCAGGUAACAAUUGUGCAGCUGGCCCUGUAGUAGCAACAACAAUUGUUCCUCCGACCACAUCACUGCAGCCUCCCAAAGUGUUUGGCCGCGACAUGGAUCGUGAUCGUAUAAUUGAUCUUCUUACCAAGAGAACUGCAGCAGGGGCUAGCUCAACAAACUACUCAUGUGUGGCUAUCGUUAAACAUGGAGGUGCUGGAAAAUCCACCUUGGCACAGUAUGUCUACAAUGAUGGCAGGGUAAAGGAUCACUUUGAUGUCAGGAUGUGGGUUUGCAUCUCACGAAAGCUUGAUGUUCAUCGUCACACACGGGAGUUGAUCGAGUCUGCAACUAAUGGGGAAUGCCCACGUGUCGAUAACAUCGAUACUCUCCAGUGCAAACUUAGAGACACACUGCAAAAGUCAGAGAGAUUCCUGCUCGUCUUGGAUGAUGUCUGGUUUGAAGGAUCCAACAAUGAGAGGGAAUGGGACCUGCUGUUAGAACCUCUGGUUUCUCAGGGGGAGGGAAGCAAAGUUUUGAUAACUUCUCGACGGGAUACAUUUCCAGCUGCUCUUCGCUGCGAAGAAGUGGUUCGAUUGGAAGACCUGGAAAAUGCUGAGUUCUUGGCACUCUUCAAACACCAUGCUUUCUCUGGAGCAGAAAUUGGAGAUCAACAGUUGAAAAUGCAGCUAGAAGAGAUUGGAAAAGAGAUAGUGAAACGUCUUGGACACUCACCUUUAGCAGCAAAAGUUAUAGGCUCGCGCUUGAGCAGAAAAAAAGAUGUCACUUCAUGGAGAGACGUAUUGGGAGUUAAAAACUUAGGUGAACCCAUGAGAGCUCUUUUGUGGAGUUACGAGAAAUUAAAUCCCCGUCUGCAAAGGUGCUUUUCAUAUUGCAGCUUAUUCCCAAAAGGCCACAGGUACUAUAUUUAUGAGGUGGUACAUUUAUUGGUUGCAGAGGGACUAGUUGAAAAAUCAUGCGACCCUAAUAGGAGCAUUGAAGAUGUUGGACGUGAUUACAUCAAUCAGCUGAUGUCUGGAUCCUUCUUUCAACCAGUUUAUGAAGGGAAGGAGAUAGAUACUUAUGCCUAUACUAUGCAUGAUCUCCUUCAUGAUUUGGCAGAGUCACUCUCUAGAGAAGAUUGUUUCAGACUGGACGAUGACAAGGCAGAAAUACCACUCACAGUUCGGCAUCUGUCUGUGCGUGUUAUGAGUAUGAUACAACAUAAGCAAAGUAUAUGCAAGCUGCGUCAUCUACGUACAAUAAUUUGCCUCGACCCACUGGUUGAUGAUGUGAGUGAUCUUUUUCAUGUGUUACUGCUGAAUUUGAAUAAGUUGCGUGUACUGCAUCUGCGUUUUUACAAUAGAAGCAAGUUGCCCGAAUCUGUUUCCGAGUUGAAGCACCUUAGGUAUUUGAACCUCUCAGGAACCUCAAUUUCCGAAUUGCCUGAAUCAUUGUGCACUCUAUUCCACUUACAGUUUAUUUCUUCACGCAUCAAAGGAAAAGAUUUGCCUGGCCAGUUCUGCAAUUUAAGAAAGCUGCGACGUCUAGAUAUUUAUGGAGAAGGGGGAACACCGUCAAUACCAAACAUUGGCAGGUUAACAUCAGUCCAAGGGCUUGAUACGUUUUGUGUGAAAAAGCAAAAGGGAUAUGAGCUGCAUCAGCUAAGGAACAUGAACGAGCUUCGUGGCAGUUUACUUGUUACAAAUCUCGAAGCUGUCACGGGAAAGGAGGAAGCCUUGGGGGCAGCGCUUCAUCAGAAAAAACACCUGGGAAGAUUGAAGCUUGUCUGGACUGAAGAGAAUGGCUCCCGAGAAAAGGACACUACACAUUUGGAGAUCCUGGAAUGCUUGAUGCCACCACCUGAGCUGAAAACACUCAAAAUUGAAGGUUACAAAUCCUCCUCAUAUCCGAGCUGGUUAUUUGACGGUUCUUAUUUUGAGAGUUUGGAAUCUUUUGAGCUUAAUAAUUGCGCUGUGUUAGAAGGCCUACCAGUGAAUAGCGGGCUUCUUAGGCAUUGCCGCAAUCUGAAGCUUUCUAAAGCUCCAAAUCUGAAGAUCUUACCUUGUCUCCCAGAAAGCCUUCAAACAUUAGAAAUUAGACAGUGCCCACUGCUUAUGUUUAUCAGCAAUGAAGAGUUGCAAGAGCAUGGUCAGAGGGAAAACACGAUGAGGAGAGACCACUUGGCAUCACAACUCGCAUUGCUUUGGGAGGUGGAUUCAGGAUCUACCAUUAGGAGAGUGCUGUCAGAUGAGCAUUCAUCUAUGAAGCAGCAGUUGAUGGCGUUGAUGGAUGAUGAUGUAUCAGAACAUCUCCAAACCAUAAAAAACGCUGUCGAAGAGGGAAGAGAUAAAGUAUUGACGAAAGAAAAUAUCAUCAAUGCAUGGCUAUGUUGCCAUGAGCAGAGGAUAGGACUCAUCUAUGGACAGCGUAUCGGGCUGCCGCUGGUUCUACCGUCAGGACUUUCUGAACUUGAUCUUUCUUCAUGCAGUAUUACAGAUGGAGCUUUGGCCAGUUGCCUUGGUGGACUCACUUCACUGCGCAGUUUGUCACUGAAAAAGAUUAUGAAUUUAACUGCAUUCCCGUCAGAUGAGGUCUUUCAACAUUUGACAGCGCUUAAAUCUGUGUCUAUUAAGGAUUGCUGGUGCCUCAGAUCAUUAGGUGGCUUACGAGUUGCUGUCUCUGUCUCAUCUCUUGGGCUCUGUUCAUGCCCUUCUUUAGAGCUGGCACAAGGAGCAGAAUAUAUGCCUUUGUCCCUUAGUUAUCUCUACAUAGGCAGCUGCAUUCUUGCUGCUGAUUCAUUGGGUGUUAGCUUGCCACACCUGAAAGAUCUUUACAUUUCUAACUGCAGGAGCUUUGCUUCCUUAUCAAUUGGUCAUUUAACGUCCCUUGAAUCGCUAUCAAUUCUUGGUAUCCAGGACCUGUGUUUCCUGGAAGGCUUGUCUUCCCUGCAAUUUCUCGAGGUUUAUUUGAGAGAUGUUCCGAAGCUCACUGCUGAGUGCAUCUCAGAGUUUCGUGUCCAAAGGGCUCUCAGUAUUGGCAGCUCUGUAUUGCUCAGCCAUAUGCUCUCGUCCGAAAAUUUUACAGUCCCGGCGGAUCUCACUCUACAAUGCUGGAAGGAGCAAUCCUUUUUUUUCGAAGAAUCUGCGAAGUUCACGUCUGUCGAGGAGCUAUCAUUGAUUGAAUGCGAGAUGAAGUCCCUGCCAAGAAAUCUGAAUUGCCUCUCGAGUUUGAAGAGACUCUACAUCAGCUGCUGCCCCAACAUAACAUCUUUACCAGAUCUGCCAUGCUCCCUCCAGCACAUAAGCAUACGCGAUUGUGAGCUCUUGACGGAGAGCUGCCGAGCACCUGACGGAGAAAGCUGGCCAAAGAUUGCCCAUAUCCGCUGGAAGCAAGUCCGUUGAAAGUGCUUCAGAUUCGCGGCCAGAGAUAAGUAGAGCUGCUCUGAGAUCACUCCCCUGAAGCGACGUCGUCUCCACCCAAUGUUAUCAGGUGGAGACGUGGAUUGUCCUAAGCUUACGCACCAGGUCAACUCUGUAUCCUCGGUUGCCACAUUGUGCUUCCAACCUGCACGGCCUCCAUUGUCUCCUCUACUCUAGCACUCCUGCCCGUUGGUUUCUCAAACUGUUUGCUUCUAUUAUUUGUCAUCUAAAUUUGGAUGUUGCUCCAUUGGUUUGUCGUUCAGUUCUGUUGGUACCUGUACUGGUUGUAAGUUGUAACUGCUACUUGUUAAGUUCAUACCGUGUAUGACUAGGAAAUAGUCAGGGUACUUGAUUUCGUAGUUGACAGAA
This is a messenger RNA of Panicum virgatum (switchgrass), 8085 nucleotides long. RefSeq names its product vacuolar protein sorting-associated protein 28 homolog 1-like. Gene Ontology annotation, biological process: protein transport to vacuole involved in ubiquitin-dependent protein catabolic process via the multivesicular body sorting pathway; defense response to other organism. The record is from RefSeq and is a predicted model, not a curated record. Bases 207 to 845 code for a protein of 212 amino acids. NCBI's taxonomy places the organism in Eukaryota, Viridiplantae, Streptophyta, Magnoliopsida, Poales, Poaceae. Gene Ontology annotation, molecular function: protein-containing complex binding; ADP binding. The transcript is spliced from 3 exons. Gene Ontology annotation, cellular component: ESCRT I complex.